AUGUUUGGGUCUUUGAGUGAGGUGCCAUCACCAAUUGAGCUGAGGCGCAUGAGGAGUGGGCGAUGAAGACGUCGUGCAUGACACGUGGCAGGACCUGUGUCUGCCGGUUUUUGCGGUACUAAUUCGAGGGUGGCAAUAAUGAAAGCGGCACUAUUGCGCG
Chondrus crispus (carragheen) is the source of this 160-nucleotide messenger RNA. RefSeq lists its product as hypothetical. The record is from RefSeq and is a predicted model, not a curated record. Bases 1 to 66 code for a protein of 21 amino acids. The transcript has 2 exons. Lineage: Eukaryota; Rhodophyta; Florideophyceae; Gigartinales; Gigartinaceae.